Molecule: messenger RNA, 1989 nt
Organism: Apis mellifera (honey bee)
Lineage: Eukaryota; Metazoa; Arthropoda; Insecta; Hymenoptera; Apidae
Product: dihydrolipoyl dehydrogenase, mitochondrial
Exons: 7
Coding region: 310-1833 (507 amino acids)
Cellular component (GO): mitochondrion; oxoglutarate dehydrogenase complex
Molecular function (GO): flavin adenine dinucleotide binding; dihydrolipoyl dehydrogenase (NADH) activity
Source: RefSeq, a predicted model, not a curated record
UAAAAUUUUAAUGUUUCAAUUUCACACGUUUCAUAUACGAAAUCUUAUUAAAUCUAUGCUAUAUCUUGUUUAGAUUCAAAUGUAUCGAAAAAUGAAUUAAAGAAAAGGUUAAUUUCAUUUCAUGUCGCAUGGUAGAUAACUAGCGCCAUCGAGUAGCCAAUUUUGAAACAUGAUGAUACAUCGAAAUAACUAAUUGAAAGUUGAAGCGAAUUGGAUGAUAUUGAAAUAACUGUUGAAGCAGUGUUUAUUUUUCACUGUCGUGAAUUUGUUUGCUUUUUGAAAGCUUUAAGAAAGCUUUAAAGCUUUAAGAUGAUGCAAGCUUGCUUUUGGAGUUUGAUGACUAUUUCUGGGAAACCAUCACGAGACAAACGUGUUGUACCUGGCUUGAUAGCUAUACAAUUAAAUAGAUAUACCACUUUAGAUGCCGAUCUUGUAGUAAUAGGUGGUGGGCCUGGAGGUUAUGUGGCAUCGAUUAAAGCAUCACAAUUGGGAAUGAAAACAAUUUGCAUAGAAAAAGAAGAUAACUUAGGUGGAACUUGUCUCAAUACCGGAUGCAUUCCAUCAAAAUUUUUGCUACACAAUUCAAACUAUUAUAAUAUGGCAUCCAAUAAAAAUUAUCAAAGUAGUGGAAUUACAGUUGAAAAUGUUAAAGUUAAUGUCGAUAAAUGCAUGCAGCAAAAGCAGAAUGUAAUAAGAUCUUUGGCAAACGGUAUUGUUCUUUUAUACAAAAAGAAUAAAAUAAAUUGGGUGAAGGGUCAUGGGAAAAUUACUAAUCCAAAUCAAGUUACUGCGCUUAAUCCAGAUGGUUCGAUACAAAGCGUAAUUAAUUCUAAAAGAAUUAUGAUUGCCACCGGCAGCGAAUAUACACCGUUAACGGGCACAAGUAUCGACGAAAAAGAUAUUAUUUCAUCUACCGGUGCUUUGUCGUUAAGCUCGACGCCUACAAAAUUCGUGACAGGUGGCGCUGGUUUCGUUGGAUUGGAAAUGGGUUCUGUCUGGCAGAGAUUUGGCUCGGACGUAACGACAAUUGAUUCUUCAUCCACUAUUGGUGGACCAAAUAUCGAUAAGGAAGUUAGUCAAAUAUUAAGAAAUAUUUUAACUAAACAAGGCAUAAAAUUUAAAAUGGAAACGAAAGUCACUUCCGCGAACAAAUCAGGAAACAGUAUCAAUGUUUCCGUUGAAAACAUAAACGAUUCCAGCAAGAAAGAGAAUAUUUCUUGCAACACGUUUUUAAUUUGUGUUGGCAGAAGACCAUACACGCACAAUUUAGGAUUAGAAAGUGUAGGAAUUAAAAAAGAUAAUUUAGGCCGAAUUCCUGUAAAUAGCAAAUUCCAAACAGAAGUACCAACGAUUUAUGCUAUUGGAGAUUGUAUUCGCGGACCUAUGUUGGCUCAUAAAGCCGAAGACGAGGCUGUUAUUGCAGUUGAAAACAUUACAGGAGGUACUAAUAACAUGGAUUACAAUAGUAUACCUCACAUAAUAUAUACGUAUCCAGAGGUUGCUUGGGUUGGUAAAACGGAGGAAACUUUGAAGCAGGAGAGAAUCGAUUACAAAGUUGGAAAAUUCCCAAACACGUCAAAUUCUAGAGCAAGAACGAAUCUCGAGACGGAUGGUUUCGUUAAAGUAUUGGCGGAUAAACGUACGGAUAAAAUAUUGGGAGUGCAUAUGAUUAGUUCGUUCGCUGGUGAAUUGAUUAACGAGGCUGCUCUUGCCGUGCAAUGUAAGGUAAAGGCAGAAGAUGUUGCAAGGACGUGUCAUGCGCAUCCAACAUAUUCGGAAGCCAUAAAGGAAGCAUGUUUAACUGCAUAUUUUGGAAAACCUAUUAACCUAUAAAACUCUUAAAUAAAACUGUGAAAAACAGUUAAUUCAAUAUAAUUCAUCGAAGCUUCGAUCUAUUUGAAAAGAUGUUUCAAAAACGCAUUUUACUACAUAUUUAGAUAUCGUCAUCAUUUAUAUUUGUAUAUAAGAUAUACAAAAACUUUAAGAAGA